This is a messenger RNA of Humulus lupulus (European hop), 801 nucleotides long. RefSeq lists its product as uncharacterized. The record is from RefSeq and is a predicted model, not a curated record. NCBI's taxonomy places the organism in Eukaryota, Viridiplantae, Streptophyta, Magnoliopsida, Rosales, Cannabaceae. The transcript has 4 exons. The coding region runs from base 1 to 801 and encodes 266 amino acids.
AUGAAUGCUUCAAUACAUAUUAGAGGUUUUAUUGAAAAACAAACUUCUGAGCAAAUUGAGAAUAAUAGAUUAAGACUUCAAGUUACAAUUGAUGUAGUCAAAUGGCUUGCCUUACAAGCUUGUGCCUUUCAAGGACGUGACAAAAGUAAAGAAUCAAUUAAUCGAGGAAAUUUUCAUGAACUUCUGAAGUUAUUGGCAUCUUACAAUGAUAAGCGUAAUGAUAAAUUAAAGGCUCAAUAUGUUGAACUUGCUACUAAGAUUGCAAAUGAUGAAAUCGAAUCAGGGAAGAGGCUAAAUCAAAUUUCCACCUUAAAGCAAACUGGAGAUACUCAUUUUUCUUGCAAUCAAUUAUUAUCAUUUGAGUUUGUUUUCAUAUUACAUCUUAUGAAAGAGAUUUUGAAAAUUACUCGUAUUCUUUGUGUAGACUUACAACGACAAUCACAAGAUAUUCUGAAUGUUAUGCAUAUUGUUGCAAAUUUGGAUGCUCAAUAUGUUGCAAAGGGUGGAAGAUCUCGAAAUCAACAAGAUAAGAUUAGUGUUAUGCAGUAUUAUCGAGUUGAUAUCUUUAUUACUACACUUGACUAUCAAUUGCAAGAAUUAAACUCUAGAUUCAAUGAACAUUCAGUAGAGUUACUUGUUCUUAGCACUGCUUUUGAUCCUAGAGAUGGAUUUAAAUUUUUCAAGAUUGAUGAUAUUUGCAAACUUGCAGAGAAGUUCUAUCCUGAUGAUUUCUCAGAGCAAGAAGUACGCUUGUUGACGCUGUUUUUCGUCUACUUAAAUAGUAGAACAAUUAAACAAUAA